Molecule: messenger RNA, 972 nt
Organism: Fusarium sp. VM40
Lineage: Eukaryota; Fungi; Ascomycota; Sordariomycetes; Hypocreales; Nectriaceae
Source: the annotation of a GenBank genome assembly
AUGAAAGACGCAAUGGUAGCACCACUGAAGAGUCGCAGCCAGGGUAGAAGUUAUAACGACGUGAACUUCCAUUUUGACCUUCGUCGAGUUGAUGAUAGUGCAAAUAAAAGACAAGAAGGAGGACUGGCGAUAAUUUUAGAAGAUGCUAUAAUUUGGAUUCAUGAUUAUGACUCCAACGGGAGAUCCGUCUUCUCGCAGACGACAUGGUUUGAGGUCAGUCGACGAAAGACCGGACUUCGAAGUUUAGGAGCUACUUUUAUUACGAGUACUUUUGUAAGUGGCAUUGAACGCACAGCCAUCGAUUGGCUCGACGAGGUUGAUGACUUGAUCAGCAUAUUGCGGGGUGGCGAGAAUGAUACUUACGACAGAGUGAAGAUCGCCGUCAUUGACUCGGGCAUUCAUGACAGCCAGAAGCAUCAGUACCAAGCUGAGUACAAAGACUUUACUAACCACGCUCGGAACAACUCUUGGCACGGUACCUCUUGUGCAAGCAUCAUUCAAGGAAUGUAUGCCGAGGCCAAUUUUUAUAUCGCAAGAAUAUUCAAGAACGAUCAUGCGGAUGAGAAUGAGGGGCCUCUCCAAAUGGCUAGAGCGAUCCUUUGGGCUAUCGAGCCACCUCAAUCAGUCGACAUCAUUAGCAUUUCAGCUGGAUUUCCCCACUACUCAAAGGAACUCGAUGACGCAGUGACGAAGGCCAAGUCUAUUGGGGUUCUCGUGAUAGCUGCAGCCUCCAACUGGCAAAAUAUAAGGUCUGUGGCCUUUCCAGCUCGACACAACCUCAGUACUAUGUGCAUUUACUCUGCCAAUACUGGCAAUCAGGGUUCUCACUUCAAUCCAGAGCCUAGAGAUGUGACGCCUAAUCUAGCCAUUCUUGAAGAGGGGUUUCAGCAUCCUGAUCAGCACAGGAACAAGUCGUUAGCCGGAACAUCAAGUGAGAGACAGCCCAUAUCCAAUGGCCUCAGGUACAGAUGA